GAUACAUAAAUAUCACUUUUGCUGUUAAGAAAUGAAUCUGAAGGGUUGCUUGAUGGACUCAUAAAUUUACAUCUCGUGUAAAAGAAGACAUAAAAGAAAACAGGAUCGGCUGAAACUACCGCCAUCUACUGGCCUUUGGCGGAAAUGAGGAACAGCAUGACUGUGACUGCGGGUGGAGUAGCACUGGUUGUCUCCAUCGCCGUUUACUGUACACUGAAUAAAUACACUGGUAGAUUUCCUAGAAAUAACACUGACAUGACAUUGUGGGUGCGAUUUGGUGUGAGCCUCCCUUCGGUUAGACUUAUUUUGUCAUUACCAAAAGACAAUGGUUCCACAUAAAGAAUAGAAGAGUGGGCGGAGCCACUGAGCUUCGAGUCGUCCAGCGAACCUCGCACCGUCUGUUUUCUUUUACGUCCGCCGAGCACACAUAAUAACACGGCUCCGUGGGCUUGAACUUCAUUCGAGUUUGCUCGUUCAAAGAAGAAACUGUAACCAUGAGUGGAAGAGGCAAAGGUGGCAAAGGACUCGGUAAAGGAGGCGCCAAGCGUCACCGUAAAGUUCUCCGUGAUAACAUCCAGGGCAUCACCAAACCCGCUAUCCGCCGUCUGGCUCGCCGUGGCGGAGUCAAGCGUAUCUCCGGUCUGAUCUACGAGGAAACCCGCGGUGUGCUGAAGGUGUUCCUGGAGAACGUCAUCCGUGAUGCCGUCACCUACACUGAGCACGCCAAGAGGAAGACUGUGACCGCCAUGGAUGUGGUUUAUGCUCUGAAGAGGCAGGGCCGCACUCUGUACGGCUUCGGCGGUUAAAUUUAAUCGCCCUAAUCCAUCAAACGGCUCUUUUAAGAGCCAC
Messenger RNA from Oreochromis niloticus (Nile tilapia), 849 nucleotides. Its product is annotated as histone H4. Gene Ontology annotation, cellular component: nucleosome. NCBI's taxonomy places the organism in Eukaryota, Metazoa, Chordata, Actinopteri, Cichliformes, Cichlidae. The record is from RefSeq and is a predicted model, not a curated record. Gene Ontology annotation, molecular function: structural constituent of chromatin; DNA binding; protein heterodimerization activity. The transcript has a single exon. Bases 495 to 806 code for a protein of 103 amino acids.